Tyto alba (common barn owl) is the source of this 2245-nucleotide messenger RNA. RefSeq names its product zinc finger protein RFP-like. NCBI's taxonomy places the organism in Eukaryota, Metazoa, Chordata, Aves, Strigiformes, Tytonidae. The transcript has 7 exons. Bases 744 to 2177 code for a protein of 477 amino acids. The record is from RefSeq and is a predicted model, not a curated record. Gene Ontology annotation, molecular function: zinc ion binding; protein binding.
GCAUCAGUUCAGUCUCUCAGUUAUGUUGCUGCAGAUCAGAGAAACCUGCUGGGACCCUGCAAGGUCUUGGAGGCACCAGAGAUCUCCAGGGGGACACGAGCAUCUUUGAUCCCUAGCAGUCUCUGCAGGGUGUUAGUCUGGUGUCCCACCUUACUCCAAAGGCAAAGCUGACGUCCCAGGGGUCAGGAAUGGCAGAAAUUUCUUCUGACAGCCAGGAAGGCCCUGCCCUGCAGGGAAUUGUAAAUUUGAACCCUUAGGGUCAACCCAGGAGAUGUUAGAGCUCUCCCAAACAGCUCUACAGACCCUCUCCUGAAGGGUGCUGAGGCCCUUCCCAAGCCCUGGCCAGGUCCCAUCGCUCCUGGUAGCUCAGAAGCAUUUUCAGCCAGUGGUUGUCUCCCACCCCAGGUGCCUCACGGCCUCUCUUAGGUGCUAGUAGGGUGUGAAACUCCUGUGGAUUUGGUGAUUCAGCAGGUCUCCACCGAUUCCAAGGACAGACUUUGGAGACUGAGAAAUCCCAGUGCCUUCAGGAAAGGGUAAAAAUAGGGUGGGCAUCUCUAAUGCUCUUCCUCCCCAGCUGUCUAACUGCUACUCCUCAGCACCAGCAGAGCCAUCCUAAGGAAAUGUAUUGUCCAAAGCCUUGUUAGAAAGGGGCUGGGUCUUGGUUUAACCAAUGGUUUAAAACUAGGAAGAGAAUUCUCUCUCCUUCCUGAUCAUUCGAAAGCGAAACGAACUUAGUCACACUCAUGGCAGCCAAGAUGUCUAUAGAAAACCUUCAGAAUGAAGUCUCCUGCUCCAUCUGCCUGGACGUUUUCCAAGACCCCGUGUCAAUCCACUGCGGGCACAGCUUUUGCCGGGCGUGUAUCAUUAAAAUCUGGGAAGGAAUGACCACCAACUUCUCCUGCCCUCAGUGCAGGGAGACAGUGCCCCAGAAGAGCCUCCGCCCCAACUGGGAGUUGGCUAGCAUCAUUGAAGCAGCCAAGAACUUGAAUCUGCAACGGGUUAGAGAGGUGGAAGGAGGGGAGAACUUGUGCAAAGAGCACAAGGAAGCCCUGAAGCUCUUCUGCGAAGACGAAAAAAUGCUCAUCUGCGUGGUGUGCGACAAGUCGAAGGUGCACCGCAACCAUUCCGUGGUUCCUGUGGAUGAGGCCGCCCAGGAGUACAAGGAACAAAUCCAGACCCAACUGAAGCGCCUGAAAUUAGAGGAUGAGGAGCUUCGACCUUUCCUGGAGGUUAUAAAUAACAGAAUCCAGGACUUCUCUAAGAAUACAAAAGCUGAGAAGCAGAACAUUGUGGGCCAAUAUACGCAGCUGCACAAGUUACUGGAGGUGCACAAGUCCCUUUUUCUGACUCUUCUGGAGCAGCUGGACACAGAGAUAACAAAAGCGCAUGAUGAAGUCUUCACCAAUCUUUUAGAGGAGACCACAAGCCUGGGCACGCUGAUCAGGGAUUUGGAGAGGAUAUGCCAGCAGCCAGACUGUGAACUCCUGAAGGACAUCAAAACCACCUUGAGCAGGUGCAAGAGGAAAACUUUCUCACAGCCACUCGAUAUUCCCCCUGAGCUGAAAAAGAAAUUCAAUGAUUUCACAGAGAAAACUGCAAUCAUCAAGGAGGUUGCAGAGAAAGCUCAAGAUAUAGUGGAGUUCGAGCUUCCUUUAAAAACACAGGUAACGCUGGACCCGAACACGGCCAACGCCAUGGUUGAGCUCGUGGGAAUCAGCGGGGCCACGUGGUGGGAUAUGCUGUAUAAGCAGGACGUGCCCUCCAGCCCGGAGAGGUUCUCGUUCCAUCCCUGCGUGCUGGGUUUGAGGGGCUUCACGUCAGGUUGGCACCGCUGGGAGGUGGAGAUCUGCGAGGAAGGCCCCUGGGCCAUCGGCGUGGCCAAGAAGUCGGUGCCGAGGAAGAGCUCUGCGACCCUGACGACCAGGGAGGGGGUAUGGGCACUGUGUCACAUCCGCAGUGAGUACAGAGCUCUGACUGUUCCCCGUGCCACCACCUUGACCUUACCUAAUGACCCCCAGCGGAUACGAAUCUUCUUGGACUAUGAAGGAGGAAGGGUGGUGUUUUUUGAUGCCGUGAGGAAGUCACGGAUAUUUGCUUUUCAGCAGGCUUCUUUCCAAGGGGAGACAGUCUACCCGUGGUGUCUGGUGAAGAAGAAGACUUACCUCAAUUUUUGUUAAACUUUUUUUCUCAAGGCAUAGGGGGGAAAAAAACAAAAAAACAAAAAAACCCCCAAAAAAAACAAACA